AUGAUUGUGGACAAGUGGUUCACAAAGGAUUAUAUGCAGGAACACGAAGCCUGCCGGGAGCGUGCUUUGCAGGCGACAGGCCCCACACACCAUCAAGGCAGCCGUAGCCUCGCCGCAUACAAGCAAGCAUGGUCGGCGUCGCAUGGUGGCCAGCCUUUGUCCACGUUCAUGGCAUAUGGACUGGCCCGCAAGGGAAAGGCGACUUCCGAUGCCACCUUCAACCCGGAUGACCCGCCCGAGUCAUACAGCAAUCCGAGCUCCCACACCCGCAUCAGUUCCUAUGCAUCGGAGGCAAGGUCGGUCCAUGGGCCAGAGUGGGAUCCGAGCACCGACGACAUUGAUGGGUCGAUGGUUAUGAGGAUCGGACAAGGCAAGAAGCAUGGACGGUACUGGCUUGGUGAUGGCACCCUUGAGUCCAGCUCUGUUCCCACCCUCUCCCAGAUCCGAGCAGAGACCCCGAGCGGAGGCCCAGCCAUACGCCAACGGCCGUCUCCUUCACAGCAGCGGGUCGAUGAACUUAAGGCCGAGAACGAGAGGAUGGCUCAGGAGCUGCGGGACCUAGCGGCGAGGACCGAGCUCGCCGAGCGGGAAAGAGAGGCUGAGCGGGCCGAGCGCGAAAGACAAGCCAAGCAGCUAGCGGAGAUUACGGCGUUUUUGCAGAGCUUUGGGCAAGUCAACGGUGUAGAUGUGCCACAGUUCGCUCCACCGCCGCUACUUCUAGCUAGUCCUCCUCCGUCGGCGGGUUCAAAUAACCCAUCUCAGGCGCAAGCAGGCGACGGCGCUUUUCCUUCACCGGGCACUCAGUUUUCCCCCCACCUCUAGUUUGUUUCUCUUUUUCACGACUUGAUGGACAUGUGAUGCACUGUGAACGACUAUCGACUUGUGAUGAUGGAUAUUGGAACUAUUAUGUUUGCGAUGUCGUGUAUGCAUGUGA
Messenger RNA from Sorghum bicolor (sorghum), 934 nucleotides. RefSeq lists its product as uncharacterized. The record is from RefSeq and is a predicted model, not a curated record. The coding region runs from base 1 to 822 and encodes 273 amino acids. The transcript has 4 exons. Lineage: Eukaryota; Viridiplantae; Streptophyta; Magnoliopsida; Poales; Poaceae. Gene Ontology annotation, biological process: transposition.